CAGGAGGCUGCUGCGGCUCGGACUUCAAGCAGUACGUGUUCGGCGGCUGGGCCUGGGCCUGGUGGUGCCUCUCAGACACGCAGAGGAUCGAGCCCCACGUCCAAGCGCCCGUGUUUUGAAAUGGAGACCCCAGAGCCGUCUGACCCCUUAAAUGCUCAGGGCCUUGAGCCUCAGUAACUGGAGUUGGGGUUCCCUCGAGUCUGUGAGCUCGUGGCGGGAAGGGAACGAAUCUACCAACUCUGUUACGUCGUACUCUCCCAAGCACUAAACGUUCUGCAGUGCUCUGUGCUCGACUGUCUCUGGAGGUCAUGACCAUCCUCUGUCGCUGUGAGAAUAUUGAGACUUCGGAGGGGGUCCCGCUAUACGUGACAGGGGUCGCACAGGUGAAGAUCAUGACGGAGAAGGAGCUCCUGGCUGUGGCCUGCGAGCAGUUCCUCGGGAAGAACGUCCAGGAUGUCAAGAACGUGGUCCUGCAGACGCUGGAAGGGCACCUGCGCUCCAUCCUCGGCACCUUGACCGUGGAGCAGAUCUACCAGGACCGGGACCAGUUUGCCAAGCUGGUGAGGGAGGUGGCCGCCCCAGACGUGGGCCGCAUGGGCAUCGAGAUCCUGAGCUUCACCAUCAAGGAUGUCUACGAUAAGGUGGAAUACCUGAGUUCUCUGGGAAAGACACAGACGGCCGUGGUGCAGCGAGACGCCGACAUCGGGGUGGCCGAGGCCGAGCGGGACGCGGGCAUCAGGGAGGCCGAGUGCAAGAGGGAGAUGCUGGACAUCAAGUUCCAGGCCGAUACCAAGAUAGCCGACUCCAAACGAGCCUUUGAGCUGCAGAAGUCGGCCUUCAGCGAGGAGGUGAACAUCAAGACGGCCGAGGCCCAGUUGGCGUACGAGCUGCAGGGGGCCCGGGAGCAGCAGAAGAUCCGCCAAGAGGAGAUCGAGAUCGAGGUGGUGCAGCGGAAGAAGCAGAUCGCCGUGGAAGAGCAGGAGAUAAUCCGCAUGGACAAGGAGCUGAUUGCCACCGUGAGACAACCCGCCGAGGCCGAGGCCCACCGUAUACAGCAGAUCGCCGAGGGCGAGAAGGUGAAACAGGUCCUCUUGGCCCAAGCGGAGGCUGAGAAGAUCCGCAAGCUGGGGGAAGCGGAGGCUUCUGUGAUCGAGGCGAUGGGCAAGGCGGAAGCCGAGCGGAUGAAGCUGAAGGCGGAGGCAUAUCAGAAGUACGGAGACGCGGCCAAGAUGGCCUUGGUGCUGGAAGCCCUGCCCCAGAUCGCUGCCCAAGUGGCCGCCCCCCUGAACAAAGUAGACGAGAUCGUGGUCCUGAGCGGCGACAACAACAAAAUGACAACAGAAGUGAACCGCCUGCUGGCAGAGCUCCCCGCCUCCGUGCACGCACUCACCGGAGUGGACCUGACUAAGAUCCCCCUCAUCCAGAAGGCCACAGGGGUACAGGUGUGAGCGCGAGCCGAGGACACCCAACUUCUUCCAUCUCCCGCCUCCCCGCCCCGAGGCCCGUCUCUCCGGCCGGGGCGUGGGCAGUCGGAUUCGGACUCUGACUUUCUCUCUGGUGCCUUAUUUUGUAGGACCAGAAGCUGCAUGUCCAAUC
Messenger RNA from Ornithorhynchus anatinus (platypus), 1596 nucleotides. RefSeq names its product flotillin 2 (gene FLOT2). The transcript is spliced from 11 exons. Gene Ontology annotation, biological process: protein localization to plasma membrane; regulation of myoblast differentiation. Lineage: Eukaryota; Metazoa; Chordata; Mammalia; Monotremata; Ornithorhynchidae. The record is from RefSeq and is a predicted model, not a curated record. Gene Ontology annotation, cellular component: plasma membrane. Bases 309 to 1448 code for a protein of 379 amino acids.